AUGCAAGUUUACCUCAACGUUUAUCACAUUGCGAAACUUAGCAAAUACACUGCCACUGUUGGGAUGGGGAUUUAUCAUAGCACAAUUGAAAUAAACAGUAAUAUAUAAGCAGAUUUAGAAUAUUCCUUUGGAAAAGGAGAUGAAGAAGGAAGUGGAAUUUACACUAUUGUAGCAGGAACAUCAAAUGGAUUGGUGUUAUGUGAACGAAAGCUUCUCGGAAUUUGUGAUAAAACUAUGUAAUCCUUUAAAACAGCAUGUAAGUCUAAUUUUUUAUAUAUAAACUUUGCCUUUUAUUUAUCUCAAAAAAUAUAUGAAAUUGAAUGUAUUUUGGUAGAGUUGAAAAAAGAGUUUUUCAGCGAAAAUUACCAUCUGAUUCUUCGAAAUUGUAACCAUUUUGCUCAAGCCUUUGCGUAUUCUCUGCUGAAAACGCGAGUUCCAAGAUAUAUAAACAGGCUUUCAGACAUGACCCAUUGCUUGACUUGCAUUUUGCCUCCAAACAUAUGAAACAGAUUUCUCGAUGAAAAGCGGCCUUUGCUUGACAAUAAAUCCUCUUGCUAUAGCUAA
Blepharisma stoltei is the source of this 564-nucleotide messenger RNA. The record is from the annotation of a GenBank genome assembly. Lineage: Eukaryota; Ciliophora; Heterotrichea; Heterotrichida; Blepharismidae.